Messenger RNA from Cryptococcus amylolentus CBS 6039, 1786 nucleotides. RefSeq lists its product as hypothetical. The transcript is spliced from 7 exons. The record is from RefSeq and is a predicted model, not a curated record. Gene Ontology annotation, cellular component: membrane. The coding region runs from base 87 to 1664 and encodes 525 amino acids. Gene Ontology annotation, molecular function: carbohydrate:proton symporter activity. Lineage: Eukaryota; Fungi; Basidiomycota; Tremellomycetes; Tremellales; Cryptococcaceae. Gene Ontology annotation, biological process: carbohydrate transport; transmembrane transport.
UAAGCUGGCUGGCAGAUCACAUGCGAAGGCCUAUAUAGCAUGAGACAGCGGCCACCCUUGCCUCACCCGCCCACCUCUCAUCCAAGAUGUCGAGAAAGUUUCAGUCUUUUCGGGAGAACUGGAGGGAAGUUUCCCCUUUCCUCAUCUUCUGUGUACUCGUCUUCUCCGCCAGUGACUUUAUGUUUGGCCUCGAUGCCUCUCUAUUCGGAUCUCUCCAAGCUUUGCCUUCGUGGCUCAAUACUUUUGGCUCGGAGAACCCAGCAGGCGCAGACCUUACCCCAGUGCUACCCACUUUGCGCAAGUCUAUCAUGAACUCCAUCGUAUAUGUCGGUCGUCUGGUCGGUGUGUUGAUCUUCGAGCCCUUCGCCGAAAGGUUCGGGUUCAAGUCCCUUCUGGUGUUCCUUUCUGUCCUGCAGACCAUUGCGGUCGUUCUUCAGCUGUCCGCUCAUGAGUGGAUUCAAUUCACUGUCGGGCGUGUCAUUUCAUACGUGACCAUUGGUCUCAUCGAAGCCUGCAUCCCUUCGUACUGUGCCGAGAUCGCACCUCCUGGCUUGCGCGGCUUCCUCUCCGGCCUCUUUGUCCCUCUUCAAAACGCCUCCGCCAUUUGGGCGAGUGGCAUGUGCACCGCCUACUCUACCGAGACUCGCAAGAUCGGCUGGCUCGUGCCCGUCGCCGUCCAGCUCGCGCCUGCUUGUAUCACCUUGUCUCUCGUCUGGUUCACAGUGGAGUCCCCUCGAUGGCUUGUGUCCAAAGGCAAGACCGACGAUGCAAUCUCGGCCCUCCGCAAACUCAGGACGAAGGAAUACUCAGCCAGUGGACAGGUAGAGGCAGAAGUGGAGCUGAUAACACGAGCGAUCGAAGACGACAAUGCGGUGGUAGGAGGACGCUGGAUAGACUUGUUCUCUGGCUCGAUGUGGCGACGUACCCUGUACACCAUGAUCAUGUUCAUUGUCUACGAAGCCGGCGGGAAUCAAUUCUACAAUUCCUAUGGUCCCUCUUUCUUCGUGGCCAGCGGUCUCGGCUCCAAGUCGUUCAUUUACGCCUGUCUUGUGCAGAUGGCGGGCACCAUUGGCUCCCUCAUGACCAUCCUCCUCACCGACCGAGUUGGUCGCCGGCCGCUGUGCAUUUUCGGCUCAACCUUACUCGUCAUUUGGGUCACGAUUAUUGGAGCAUUAGGGUCUAAAAAGGACAUCACGACAAACACUUCGGCACAGAACGCGGUGGUGGCGUCGUUCGUCAUGCUGCUCUGGUCUACCAAGCUGGCCUUUGCCACUCACGCCUUCAUCGUCACAAUCGAGAUGGGCGGCUCGCGUAUGAGAAAGAAGCUCAUGUUUGUUGGGGCGUUGUUUGACGUUUUGUCCUCUUUCGCCGUGUCCUUCGCCUCUCCCUAUGUCGUGACCGCCAUUGGGGCAAAGAUCGGCUACGUUUUCACCUUCAUCUCUGGCGGCGGCCUCAUCUUUUCCAUCUUCUUCCUCCCCGAGCUUCGUGGCCGCACGCUCGAAGAAGUGGACGAGCUGUUCGACAAGCCCCGAUUCCGCUGGGGGUGGCAGUUUCAAGGUGCCAAGACGCCCAUCUCGCAAGGCGUGUGGACUGCUGAUGAUGCAGAGGACAUCCAGGACAAGCCUGAGGAAAUUUACGAGCUUGUCGAUGGCGAGAAGAAGUAAUCGUUCAUGUCUUGCGGGCGGCUCGAGUUAGUAGUGAUUGGGCUCUGAAUUCGUUACAUGGGAGUUGUACUCGUAUAGUUGGAAGAUUAACUGAUUAUGUGAACGGAAUCAUGCAUGCUGCU